Messenger RNA from Pseudoliparis swirei, 4089 nucleotides. It is a transcript of the gene wdr47a, whose product is annotated as WD repeat domain 47a. The record is from RefSeq and is a predicted model, not a curated record. The coding region runs from base 196 to 2922 and encodes 908 amino acids. NCBI's taxonomy places the organism in Eukaryota, Metazoa, Chordata, Actinopteri, Perciformes, Liparidae. Gene Ontology annotation, molecular function: protein binding. The transcript is spliced from 17 exons.
GCGGCAGAGAGAGCUCCAGCAGGGAGGGGACGCAGUCAGAAAAGCAGGAGGAGGAGGAGGGACCGCCCGGCAGGACGAACCCCACCGACGACCGCGAGCAGCACUCGUCGUGACAGCGUCUGUCAACAGCGCGCAGAGCCCCGGGGGACGGUUUCUUCUCAUCCCAUGUGUUUGUAGAAUCAGCCCGUCGUCACCAUGACAGCGGAGGAAACCAUAAACGUGAAGGAGGUGGAGAUCAUCAAGGGGAUCCUGGACUUUCUCAACUCCAGGAAGUUGCACAUCAGCAUGCUGGCUCUGGAGAAGGAGAGCGGCGUCAUCAACGGGCUCUACUCGGACGACAUGCUCUUCCUCAGGCAACUGGUGCUCGAUGGCCAAUGGGACGAGGUCCUUCAGUUCAUCCAGCCUUUGGAGUGCAUGGAUAAGUUCGACAGAAAGAGGUUUCGUUACAUCAUCCUCAAGCAGAAGUUUCUGGAGGCUCUGUGUGUGAACAACGCCAUGUCUGCAGAAGAUGAGCCACAGCAUUUGGAGUUCACCAUGCAGGAAGCCGUCAAGUGUCUCCACUCCCUGGAGGAGUUCUGUCCCUCUAAAGACGACUACAGCAAGCUGUGCCUGCUCCUCACCCUGCCUCGCCUCACGCACCACGCUGAGUUCAAGGACUGGAACCCGAGCACGGCCAGGGUGCAGUGCUUUGACGACGCCUGCAUCAUGGUCGCGGAGUUCAUCCCAGCAGACAGGAAGCUGAGUGAGGCUGGAUUCAAGGCCAGUCGGGAUCGGCUCUUCCAGCUGCUCCUGAAGGGAGUCCUCUAUGAGUGCUGUGUGGAGUACUGCCAGAGCAAGGCGACGGGCGAGGAGAUCCCGGAGGGCGAGGUCCUCCUGGGCGUCGACAUGCUCUGCGGCAACGGCUGCGACGACCUGGACCUGUCUCUGCUCUCCUGGAUGCAGAACCUCUCCCACACCGUCUUCUCCUGCGCCUUCGAACAGAAGCAGCUCAAAAUCCAAGUGGACCGCUUGGUCAAGCCCACAAAGGGCGGCUACGCCGACCUCCUCACUCCGCUCCUCAGCAAGCUGUCUCCGUACCCGUCCUCCCCGAUGCGCCGGCCCCAGUCCGCUGACACCUACAUGUCACGCUCCCUGAACCCCGCGCUGGACGGGCUGUCCUUCGGCCUGUCCGGACAAGACAAGCGAGCGAGCGGCGGGGAGGUCGCGCCAGGCAAAGGAGUCUCUCCCAUGUCCCACUCCUUUGCCAACUUCCACUACCCCGGAGCGGGAGGCCAGAGCCUGGGCAGGAGUCUCAUGAUGGAGAGCUCCGACUGCCACAGCAUCUUUGAGGAGUCCCCGGAAACGUCAAGGACGGACACGCCUGUGGAUAAGAUGUUGAGUUCGGGUGGAGCUCAGAACCUGCGUCCUGCCUCGGCUCCGGGAGAGGACGCUCCAUCAGCUGAGUGUGCUGAUGGGAACGAGCUUCGGGACUCGACGGAGAAGUACGAGGAGUACUACCGGCAGCGCCUCCGCGUGCAGCAGCACUUGGAGCAGAAGCAGCAGCAGAGGCAACUGUACCAGCAGAUGCUGCUGGAGGGAGGGGUCCAGCAGGAGCCCCCGCCCAGCGACAUGCAGCACAGCCUCACCGAGAAGUUCCUCAACAAGUCCAUCCAGAAGCUGGGGGAGCUCAAUGUGGCGGGGGAGGAGGUGAAGUCUCUGGCCCAGCAGUGUAAUGGGGACACGCCCCCCACUGAGGACAAUAACAACCCUCCAUAUGUGACACCGGAGCAGACCCCAGGGGGAGGGGUGCUCAGCAGCACCCCGCAACGCACCGCGGAGGGGCGCACGGUUCAGCCUCCAAACGAGUCCCCUGUCGUCUCCAUGAGUGAGCAGAAACAGAAAGGAAGUCAACAGUGUGACUCUCCAGGCUCUUUAUCCCGGAGCAAAGAGGGCGACCAACCCAAGCGGCUGUUCGUGCCGGUGCAGUCUCUGGAAGAUACUCAAGCCAUCCGAGCCGUCGCCUUCCACCCGUCCGGAUUGCUCUACGCUGUCGGAUCCAACUCCAAAACUCUCCGCGUCUGCGCUUACCCAGAAACAUUGGACACCAGUGGUUCAAGUCCAAUAAAGCCGCCCGUCAUCCGCUUCAAGAGGAACAAGCACCACAAAGGGUCCAUCUACUGCGCGGCCUGGAGCCACUGUGGGCAGCUGCUGGCGACGGGCUCCAAUGACAAAUGUGUCAAAGUCCUUCCUUUCAAUGCGGAGACCUGCAACGCCACGGGCCCGGACUUGGAGUUCAGCAUGCAUGACGGCACCAUCCGGGACCUGGCCUUCAUGGAGGGUCCAGAGAGCGGAGGAGCCAUCUUGAUCAGCGCCGGAGCUGGAGACUGUAACAUCUACACCACCGAUUGCCAGAGGGGACAGGGUCUGCACGCACUCAGCGGACACACGGGUCACAUCCUGUCUCUGUACACGUGGGGCGGCUGGAUGAUCGCCUCUGGCUCCCAGGACAAGACGGUGCGUUUCUGGGACCUCCGGGUGCCCAGCUGUGUCCGAGUCGUAGGAGCUGCUCUCCACGGCUCAGGCAGUCCUGUUGCCACGGUGGCGGUCGAUCCUAGUGGCCGUCUCCUAGCAACAGGACAGGAAGACAGUGCAUGCAUGCUGUAUGACAUCAGAGGAGGACGGAUCGUUCAGGUGUACCGGCCGCACUCCAGCGACGUGCGAUCCAUCAGGUUCUCCCCGGGAGCACAUUACCUGCUCACUGGCUCCUACGACUCGAAGGUCAUCGUCAGCAACCUCCAAGGUGACCUGACCAAGCCGCUGCCUCAGACCGUGGUGGGAGAGCACGGCGACAAAGUGAUUCAAUGUCGAUGGCACACACAAGACCUGUCCUUCCUCUCGUCUUCUGCUGACCGCACCGUCACACUCUGGACACACAACCCUUAACACACACAUGCACGCACGCAACCAGGUAUACUUUAAACUACACAUAAUCCCUCUAAACCCUCCUGCACUAUCAACACCGUCACACCCCUUCAACAGCUUGAGAAACACAAACAGGUGAAUGGGCCUUUUACUUGUCGGUAGGGAACCAGCACGGAUACUAAGCUGUGACAUCCCCCGAGCACACGCGCUGCAUGUCCUCCCCUCUUGACUCACAUCGUCACGACUCAUCACCUCGAGGGGUGAAACGGCAGGAUCAUCCUUUUUUUCUUUUCUCACCAUCACUUCAUCUUCACGGUGCCUUCCUUGAGUUCUCAGUUUCCAUAAGAACAAUGUAAAAGCAAACAAACAAAAUAGAUAAUAUGGUCAUUUUCCCGAGAUCACAUUUUUUUAAAGUCAUCUUGAGAAGUCCUGCAUUCCUUCUUCUUUUGCAUAUAGUUGUCUUACAGCUGGUGUUACGCUGCUAUUGUUUUGUAAACGAGUUGAAAUUAUCGUGUGCAUUGUCAUGUUUUUCAGCCUGUCAGUUGUGGUCCUAUAUGCUGAUGUCUAAUGUUUAACUGUAUCCACUGCAGCGCUACAACUCAAAUUGUGUAAAUUAGCUUGUGCAUUUGUUUUUAAUUGAAUUCAGUUGUUUUGCGUUGAAGCUGUUCCAGUGUCUUGCGAUGGAAGGUUAUCGUUAUGUCGGCAUCAAAGGGAAAUACAAAGUGUCAUUUGUGGUUGAGUGCCCUUGACUUCGUUAGGAUUCUUCAGUUCAAAAGAUUUGUUGAGUCUCCUGCUGUGACACUGAACCACCAGUAGGGGGCGGCCUUCGCCCAGAGCAAGGCUCUAACCAGAUGGAACAACCUGAGUGGAAGCACAGGUGUUUCUUAUAUUUAUUUAGAACCAGUAUUUGGGGCAUUGUAUUCUUUUCUUGUAUUUUACAUGCACACUUUUUUUUAACAUUGUCUUUUAAUAUUGAUUUACGUACAAAGAUGCAUAUUUUGUUAAUGUAUAGUAUAUAUAUUGUUUUAACAAAUAAGGCCAAACUAAUGCGUACAUAGAUGUAUUUAUUUCAGUUGAGUUUAUGUACAGUUAGUAUGUUUUUGAAAUACUAGUGGCUCUUGUAUUCAAGCCUUUCUAAUUCUUGUUUUUAAAAGUGAACUAAAUCAAUUAAAGCUAAGUCAAGUCUGA